AUGCGUCGCCUCUUCCCAUUCACCAGGCGUCUUCUGAUCCAGCCGCCGUUGCCAUCGCUAUCACGUCAAUUCCCCCGUCGUCUGCUAGCAACGACGGGGAGACGCCUCAGACCUUCAGCAACAUUGCCACCCUUGUUCUCGCCGUCCGCAGCAAACGCAGACGCAGACGCAGACGCAGACGCAGACGCAGAAGCAGACGCAGAAGCAGAAGCAGAAGCAGACGGGAACAAGAUGGAGGAUCUUUGCGCAGCUCACGACGGACUCUCGCAGCUGGACAGUUUCAGCCUGUACCUCCGGCAGAGAAACAUCGACAAAUGGGGACUGGUCGUCUACCGCUGCUCUUACAAAAAUGACGCGGUCUGGGCUCGUAUCAAGGAAGUCAUAAAAUCGCGCAUACUAAAGUCUAUCUCGAAAGGCAACCGUGGCGGCGAAAAUGGGGAGGAGCAUUCAGCGCCAUGCAAUAUUGCCGAGACCAUGGACUGGACGUUUGUCGAAGACCAGGCCUCGCUGGACGGCAUUUCCACUCAUGAUCUCCGCGCACGCUUUCUUGCCCAGCGGCGAGAAGAAUUUUCUCGAGAGCAGCUGCGAGCGCAGGAUGCCGUUCCGAGUUCUCUCGCCCAAGACACGUUUGAGAGCGAGGCCCGCUAUAACUUCUUCAUCAAGAUUGAUCAAGAUGUGCUGCAGCAGGCUGUCAAUGAGGGUAUUGAAGACUGCAGUGUGGACGACGAGAGCCGGCUCUACUCUGUUUUUGUCAACAUUGUCAACGCCAACUGGACACCAGAGCAGGAAGAACAACCCGAGCGGGAUCCAGAUACUGGGUCGGAUCAAUUUGCCCCCCUAGAGGGCUUUACACAUGAGCACGUUGGCUGGUACAGAGCGUCGGUGAACAAACUAGACCUCGAGUUUUACGAGAAUCUUUCGGCGAUAGAUCUCACUAGUAUGUGGUAUAUUGACUAUCAACGACCACCCGAGAUAGUUUACGGGUAG
Pochonia chlamydosporia 170 is the source of this 987-nucleotide messenger RNA. RefSeq lists its product as hypothetical. The transcript has a single exon. Bases 1 to 987 code for a protein of 328 amino acids. NCBI's taxonomy places the organism in Eukaryota, Fungi, Ascomycota, Sordariomycetes, Hypocreales, Clavicipitaceae. The record is from RefSeq and is a predicted model, not a curated record.